UCUAUUGAUCCUAAGUGCCUCUCGUUCUCACACCUUGUCAACAACAGUCACCCUGGUCCUCUCCUGUCCAGCUGUCCCAGACCUCCAGCGGAGUGUGGACGUCUUUCUCUGCCUACCAACACCCCCCCCCCCCUUCUGCUUCGACUCCGUCUGCCUGGAUCCAAAUGUGGAUGUCUUCCUCUUAGACCUACCCGUCUAGACCCCCCCCCCCCUGUGCUGUGACUUCCUCUCUAUCUGUCUCGCCACCAUGCUGCUGCGCACCUCAGACUUCCUCCUGCUCUCUCUCUGCCUCUCCUGGGGGAUGUCUGCUUCUCUGGUCAGGAACAUCACUCCUGAAGAGGAAGUCCCAGAGGCAGAAACCAUGUUCGGGGAUGACACCGUUGCUGCUGCUACCGAGGGUGAUACAGAGGGUGAUACCAGGGGUGACACUGUUGCUGCUGCUACCGAGGGUGAUACCGGGGGUGACACUGUUGCUGCUGCUACCAAGGGUGAUACCGUUGCUGCUGCUACCGAGGGUGACACUGUUGCUGCUGCUACCGAGGGUGAUACCGGGGGUGACACUGUUGCUGCUGCUACCAAGGGUGAUACCGUUGCUGCUGCUACCGAGGGUGACACCGUUGUUGCUGCUGCUGCUACCGAGGGUGACACUGUUGCUGCUGCUGCUGCUACCGAGGGUGACACCAUUGCUGCUGCUGCUACCGAGGGUGACACUGUUGCUGCUGGUGCUGCUACCGAGGGUGACACCAUUGCUGCUGCUGCUACCGAGGGUGACACCAUUGCUGCUGCUGCUGCUACCGAGGGUGACACCGUUGCUGCUGCUACUGAGGGUGACACUGUGGGGGCAGAUAGCCUGGUUGUUGAUGAUACGCCUACCGCUGUAGAUAUCAGGGUGGAGGGUGACACUGUGGGGGCAGAUAGCCUGGUUGUUGAUGAUACGCCUACCGCUGUAGAUAUCAGGGUGGAGGGUGAUACCGUGGGGGUAGAUAGCCUGGUUGUUGAUGAUUCACCUACCGCUGUAGAUAUCAGGGUGGAGGGUGAUACCGUGGUGGCAGAUAGCCUGGUUGUUGAUGAUACGCCUACCGCUGUAGAUAUCAGGGUGGAGGGUGAUACCGUGGGGGUAGAUAGCCUGGUUGUUGAUGAUACACCUACUGCUGUAGAUAUCAGGGUGGAGGGUGAUACCGUGGGGGUAGAUAGCCUGGUUGUUGAUGAUACGCCUGCAGUGGAGGAACCUGUAGAAGACACCCCAGUGGCUGAAGACCUGGUGGCCGACAAGCCUGUUGCAGAUACCAUUGUAGCUGGGGCAUUUGUAGUCAAGGAAGCAGUUGCGGACUCCCCUGUUGCUGAUGAUCCGCUAGUAAACGCCCCUGUCAUGGCAGAUGAAGCCCCAGACACAGAGGCCCUCAUGGCGGACAUGCCAGUGGUGGAAGACCCUGCUUACAUGGAUCCGGAGACCCUUGUUAAAGAGGCCCUGAUAACAGAAGCCAUGAUUAAAGAGUUGUCUGCCCAGGUGGAGGAGGAAGACCUCGCUAAAGAGACUGAGAUUCAGGACACCAUCUUGAAAGAUUUGGCUGACCAGGAGGAACUAGAAAAAGCGACAGAGGCCAUUGAAGAGGCAGCAGAGGCAGAGGCAGAAGCUCCAGCGGAGGAUACAGCCAGCCCUGUGGUACCUGUCGUCGAAGCCCAGGAAGAGGACUCUGACUGGGGCUUGGUUUCCAUCAAAGAGAGCCUCCAGACAGCCAAUGGAUACUUUGACUCCCUGGUGGAAUUGAUGGGGGGACGCAACGGAUUGUGUCAGUACAAAUGCAAAUACGGUAAGACACCUGUGCAUCGCAUUGGUUAUGUGAUCCCAGAGCCCAAUGGUUGCAGCUCCGACCUCCUAGGAUUCCAGGUACCAGAUAGUUUUGACAUGGGCAUCCCAGCCAUGACUCAGUGCUGUAACCAGCUGGACAGUUGCUAUGACACCUGCGGCUCCGACAAAAACCGCUGUGACUCCAAGUACCGCUUGUGUCUCCACGCUAUCUGCUCUGACCUGAAGAAGAGCCUGGGGCUUGUGUCAAAGGUCAAAGCCUGUGAGACCGUAGCAGAUACUCUGUACAACACAGUGUGGACGCUGGGCUGCAGAUCCUUCAUGAACAGCCAGAGGGAAGCAUGUCACUGUGAGGGAGAGGAGAGGGACGAGCUGUAGAGGACCAGGCAGGAAACUACACAACACCUCCCAGCCCUAGACCAAACUGGGGCACUACACUACUCAACACGAGAGAAAGCUGGGAGGAGAGGGACGAGCUGUAGAGGACAGGCUGGGACACUACACUACACUACCCAGCACUACACUACACAACACUACCCAGCACUAGACCAACCUGGGACACUACACAACACUACCCAGCACUACACUACACAACACUACCCAGCACUAGAACAAAAUGGGACACUACACUACCCAGCACUAGACCAAAAUGGGACACUACACUACACUACCCAGCACUAGACCAAAAUGGGACACUACACUACACUACCCAGCACUAGACCAACCUGGGACACUACACUACACUACACUACCCAGCACUAGACCAAAAAUGGGACACUACACUACACUACCCAGCACUAGAUCAACCUGGGACACUACACUACACUACCCAGCACUAGAUCAACCUGGGACACUACACUACCCAGCACUAGACCAACCUUGGACACUACACUACCCAGCACUAGAUCAACCUGGGACACUACACUACACUACCCAGCACUAGACCAACCUGGGACACUACACUACCCAGCACUAGAUCAACCUGGGACACUACACUACCCAGCACUAGACCAACCUGGGACACUACACUACCCAGCACUAGAUCAACCUGGGACACUACACUACCCAGCACUAGAUCAACCUGGGACACUACACUACACUACCCAGCACUAGAUCAACCUGGGACACUACACUACCCAGCACUAGACCAACCUGGGACACUACACUACACUACCCAGCACUAGAUCAACCUUGGACACUACACUACCCAGCACUAGACCAACCUGGGACACUACACUACCCAGCACUAGAUCAACCUGGGACACUACACUACACUACCCAGCACUAGACCAACCUUGGACACUACACGAUAUCAACCUGGGACACUACACUACACUACCCAGCACAAGACCAACCUGGGACACUACACUACACUACCCAGCACUAGACCAACCUUGGACACUGCACUAGACAAACCUGGGACACUACACUACACUACCCAGCACUAGACCAACCUUGGACAUUACACCAGAUCAACCUGGGACACUACACCACACUACCCAGCACUAGACCAACCUUGGACACUACACUACCCAGCACUAGACCAACCUGGGACACUACACUACCCAGCACUAGACCAACCUAGGACACUACACUACACUAUCCAGCACUAGACCAACCUGGGACACUACACUACCCAGCACUAGAUCAACCUGGGACACUACACUACCCAGCACUAGACCAACCUGGGACACUACACUACCCAGCACUAGACCAACCUGGGACACUACAGUACACUACCCAGCACUAGACCAACCUGGGAAGAGAGGGACUAGCUUUAGAGGAUCAACCUGGGAAGCGAGGGACGAGCUGUAGAGGACCAACCUGUGAAGAGAGGGACUAGCUGUAGAGGAUCAACCUGGGAAGAGAGGGACUAGCUGUAGAGGAUCAACCUGGGAAGAGAGGGACGAGCUGUAGAGGACCAACCUGGGAAGAGAGGGACUAGCUGUAGAGGAUCAACCUGGGAAGAGAGGGACUAGCUGUAGAGGAUCAACCUGGGAAGCGAGGGACGAGCUGUAGAGGACAUGCAUGUACAUAGAACAAUAUCCUCUUGCAAGAAUCAUCAAUGGAAAGAAGAAGCCAACAGUCACUUGCAUCAAAAUGAAGGGGAAAAAAAUGAACAAGCACUCACUUGAUUCAGUUGAAAUUCAAGUCAACAUGGAUUCACACUAGAUAGCCACUCCUAUUUGUCAUAUCUUUAAUCUGAGUCUGGAGGACAAAUAAUUGUCCUUAGAACUGGAGGGAAACCAAAGUAAUUCCGGUACCCAAGAAUGGAAAAGCACCCUUUACUGGUUCUAACAGCGGACCAAUCAGCUUGCUGCCGACUCUUAGCAAUCUUAAUUUAAAAAAAUUGUGAUUGACCAGAAACAAUGCUAUUUCUCUGUAAACAAAUUAACAACAGACUUUCAGCAUGCUUAUAGAGAAGGGCACUCAACAUGUACAGUACUGCACUGACACAAAUGACUGAUGAUUGGUUGAAAGAAAAGGAAAAAAAGAUAUGUAUAACAAGAAAAUUGUGGGAGCUGUAUUGUUAGAUUUCAGUGCAGCCUUUGAUAUUAUUGACCAUGUCUUGUUAUUGAAAAAACGUAUGUGGCAGAGGCUUUUCAACCUCUGCCAUAUCAUGGAUUCAGAGUGAUCAAUCUAAUAGAACACAAAGGGUUUUCUUUAAUGGAAGCUUCUCUAAUGUCAAAAAUGUAAAGUGUGGUGUACCACAGGGCAGCUCUCUAGGCCCUCUACUCUUUUCUAUUUUCUUUUUACUAAUCAAUCAAAUGUAUUUAUAAAGCCCUUUUUACAUCAACAGAUGUCAGAAAGUGCUAUACAGAAACCCAGACUAAAUGACUGACCACGAGUCUUAAGUAAAGCAUGUGUGUCUAUGUAUGCUGAUGAUUCAACAUUAUACAUGUCAGCAACCACGGCUAAUGAAAUUACUGCAACACUUAACAAAGAGUUGCAGUCAGUUUUAGAAUGGAUGGCCAGUAAUACAUUAGUCCUGAGUAUCUCUACAACUAAAAGCAUUGUAUUUGGUACAAAUGAUUCCCUAAAUUCAAAACCUCAGCUGAGUCUGAUAAUGAAUCAAUUGGCUGUUGAGCAAGAUGAGGAGACUAAAUUACUUGGCAUUACCUUGGAUUGUAAACUGUCAUGGUCAAAACCUAUUCAUUCAAUGGUUGUAAAGACGGGGAGAGGUCUGUCCUUGAUUUAAACCUAGAUUCAGUCAGAUCAAUCGUUAACCAACGAUAGCAGACACAUGCAUAGCGGCUGUUAUGGCAGUAUCUGAGGUGGAACUGCAUUGGAGCCGUCAAAUCGAUGAGCAGUUGCACAUGCGAUCAUUGUCAUGAAGCAUCACCCGCUUCACUAGAAGCCACACCCUCCCCACUAGAAGCCACACCCUCCUCACUCGAAGCCACACCCUCCUCACUUGCGUUAGAAGUUCAGAAUGUGUAGGCUACAUAGAAAUAAUUACGCAUUAAACAAAAUAAUAAGGAUUUCUAUUAUCAAGGUGUAGAUUACAUAUCACAUUGCAGUGUUCCCACUUGUUAACAAAUCUGCAUUGCCAUUGGCAAUGUCCGCUUUAGUUAUAAUGCCGGGAGCCACUUGUGGAUUUAACAGCUCAGUUCCACCUCGGGCACCAUCAAAAUAACCGUUAUGAAGAUGUUGAGUAGAGCCCAAAGAGGUGUUGAACCUACCAAAUUGUUUACGUAGUCAAAGACACAGCUCUGACACACACACUUAUCACACCAGACAUGCCACCAGGGGUCUUUUCACAGUCCCCAAAUCCCCAAUGAAUUCAAGAAAACGUACAGUAUUAUAUAGAGCCAUGAUUGGAAAUGGAAAUCCCUUUAAUCUCAGAUUGCUCAAGUGAACAGCAAACCUGGCUUUAAGAAACACAAUGCCUCUCCCCUAUUUAACCUAAAUAUGCGUAUGUACUGAUAGAUGCUACUGAAUUUAUAUGUAAUAUAUGAAAAUGAUAAAUGUAGGACUAGAAUAAUUGGUCUCUCUGUGUUUUUUUCCUCAGUAUUGAGUCAGUACAGAACAUUUUAGUUAUAUUGUUCUUGUUUUAAAUGCAUGUAGUUCUGUCCUUGA
Oncorhynchus kisutch (coho salmon) is the source of this 5887-nucleotide messenger RNA. RefSeq lists its product as uncharacterized. Gene Ontology annotation, cellular component: extracellular region. The record is from RefSeq and is a predicted model, not a curated record. Gene Ontology annotation, molecular function: calcium ion binding; A2-type glycerophospholipase activity. The transcript has 4 exons. Bases 248 to 2185 code for a protein of 645 amino acids. NCBI's taxonomy places the organism in Eukaryota, Metazoa, Chordata, Actinopteri, Salmoniformes, Salmonidae. Gene Ontology annotation, biological process: cholesterol homeostasis; arachidonate secretion; phospholipid metabolic process.